UAUUUUAGCACGGUCAACAAGUAAAAAUGUACUGAGGAGAGAGCAACAAAAUUCCUACUAGAUUACAAACUUCGUAGAGAAAUUAGAUAACAUUCAACUAAAGCCGGGAUACUUAUCGCCCUAAGCCCACAUUUUUAAUAAUGGCCGCGUGUCUUCUUGGGAGACAAACUUUAACUAUACAAAUUUUUUUUUUGCAAGAAAUGAGAAAUUAACUUAUACUACUCUUGUUGAACAAAACAAAUAAAGAAUAUCAAUUCAAUAAAAUAAAAUAAAAAACACAGGCGCAACAGAAAAUAUUUAUGAGGAAAAAAAAAAAAAGCAUAAAUGAACUCUUGAGUCAAUAGUCCUAACUGUGCAAGAAUUUCUUUGCGGCUAUUCCUCCAUCUAUUUAGUAACUGAAAUCAUUUAGCGAAACAGCUGUGCUAAUGAUCAAUUCUUUCAACUUUGCCUACUUUCUUGCUUUACUCUCUUUCUUCCACUUCCACUUUGAUCACAAAAAUAAACCAAAUUUACUCCAUCAAUGGGAUUGAUCAAGAUUCAAUCUUUUUCAUUCCUUUUCACAAUCUUGAUCAUCACAUCAUCAUCAUUAUCCCAUCAGCAUCAUCAUAGCCGUUCAAAACGCCAUAACCGUCGAAAUUCACAGCUUAAUAUUUACGGUCCGUCUUUUUACACACCAUCAACUACUCUAAGUGGUGAAUGGGUACUUUUACAUGAUUCAAUUGGUAUAUCCGCCAUGCACAUGCAACUUCUUUACAACAACAAAGUCGUUAUCUUUGACAGAACUGAUUUUGGUGCUUCUAAUCUUUCACUUCCUAACGGUAAAUGCCGUUAUAACGAUGAAGCUCUACCAAACGGUGUAGAUUGCACUGCUCAUUCAAUUCUUUACGAUGUUUUAUCGAAUACUUAUCGUCCUUUAAUGGUUCAAACUGAUGUUUGGUGUUCAUCUGGUGCUGUUAACUCUAACGGAACACUAAUACAAACAGGUGGUUACCAUGCAGGUGAUCGUAAAAUACGUUUUUUUUCGCCGUGUAAUGAUGGUGAUGAUAGUUGUGAUUGGACUGAAUUGGAACAGAAUUUAACGGUACAAAGAUGGUAUAGUUCUGAUCAUUUAUUACCUGAUGGACGUGUUAUUAUUGUUGGUGGAAGAAGGGCUUUUAGUUAUGAGUUUUUUCCCAAGAAUGGCGACAAUAAUGAAGUUUUUGACCUACCUUUCUUGAAAGAAACUACUGAUCCUAAAGAAGAAAACAAUCUUUAUCCAUUUCUUUACAUUUUACCAGACGGGAACUUAUACAUUUUUGCUAAUCAAAGGUCUAUAGUAUUGGAUUAUGUGAAUAAUAAGGUUUUAAAAGAGUUUCCAGUAAUUCCAGGUGAAAAAAGGAGUUAUCCAGCAACCGGUUCAUCGGUAAUGUUACCGUUAAUUUUAAAUGCAGCUAGGGUUCCGACGGUUGAGGUGAUGAUAUGUGGUGGCGCUUGGGGUGGCGCGUAUGUUAAUGCAAUGAAGGGUGUGUUUUGGAGAGCUUCAAAUACAUGUGGACGUAUGAGAAUAACUGACCCGGAUCCUAAAUGGGUCAUGGAAGAUAUGCCAAUGGGUCGGGUCAUGCCCGAUAUGUUGUUAUUACCCACAGGUGAUGUGAUAAUAUUAAAUGGAGCAAGUAAUGGGGCAGCUGGAUGGGAAAAUGCUGUUGACCCGGUUUUAAAUCCGGUUCUUUACAAGCUUUAUGAACCCGACCCGGAUAAGAGGUUUCUAGUUCUUAACCCUAGUAACAUUCCAAGAAUGUAUCAUUCAUCAGCUACUUUACUGCCAGAUGGAAGGAUAUUAGUGGGUGGAAGUAAUCCACAUGUAAGGUACAACUUUACAGGCGUAAAGUACCCUACGGAAUUGAGUGUAGAAGCAUUUUCACCACCUUAUUUGGCUAUACAAUAUUCUCCUAUCAGACCUUCAAUCAUAGCCGUUGAAGGACAAAUCAUGGGUGUCUUAUCGUACGGUCAGCAAUUUUCAAUCACUUUUACUCUUGGAUAUCCUGGGGAAGAGCUCAUGGUAAGCAUGGUUGCACCUUCAUUUACUACACACUCAUUUGGGAUGAACCAAAGAUUGUUGUUUUUGGAAAUUGUGGAUAUAAAAGGGCUAUCUAUGUUUAAUUACAAAGUUACAAUGUUUGCACCUACAUCAAAGAAUAUUGCACCUCCAGGUUAUUAUAUGGUGUUUGUGGUUCAUCAAGGUGUUCCUAGUUAUAGUGUUUGGGUGAGGUUAAAGUGACCACCAUAGCAUUUUUUUUCUCUGUUGUUUUUUGAGUUUAGAAAAUGUGAAACUUUUGCUAGGUGCUUUAUAGUUUUUGUAGACAGUUGGAAUAAAUUUUUUUGAGUUGUUGAAAAGAUCACCUAUGUUUUUAUAUCAAGACAAAGUGAUUGUGUAGUGGUAGUCCAUUGUAAUUUUUGUUCAGUGGAAUGGUUGAGGGUUUCUG
This is a messenger RNA of Lycium ferocissimum, 2462 nucleotides long. Its product is annotated as aldehyde oxidase GLOX-like. Lineage: Eukaryota; Viridiplantae; Streptophyta; Magnoliopsida; Solanales; Solanaceae. Bases 521 to 2257 code for a protein of 578 amino acids. The transcript has a single exon. The record is from RefSeq and is a predicted model, not a curated record.